This is a messenger RNA of Malaya genurostris, 3898 nucleotides long. RefSeq names its product G-box-binding factor-like. The record is from RefSeq and is a predicted model, not a curated record. NCBI's taxonomy places the organism in Eukaryota, Metazoa, Arthropoda, Insecta, Diptera, Culicidae. The transcript is spliced from 6 exons. Gene Ontology annotation, molecular function: ubiquitin protein ligase binding; ubiquitin-like ligase-substrate adaptor activity. Gene Ontology annotation, cellular component: nucleus; cullin-RING ubiquitin ligase complex. The coding region runs from base 1075 to 2607 and encodes 510 amino acids. Gene Ontology annotation, biological process: protein ubiquitination; positive regulation of proteasomal ubiquitin-dependent protein catabolic process.
UCAUGUAAAAAUCAAUAGUAUAAAACUUUUAUCAUUUACGACAAUUACUAUUUGAGAAAAAUAAUUAAAAAUGUUUAACCCUUUUCAAAAGACAGUCUCGAUCAAUUUUGGAAAGAGACUUUCUGGGACAAAGUGUACAUGUCCAGGAAGCAUUAUUCAAAUAAGAGAGGGUGCUGCUAACAUUUGUUCGAGUUGGCGCGAAAUUCGUCAUAUUUAUGGAGAAGAAUUUUCAUAACCUUUUUUUUAUGUUUCGGAAGGAGAUUAAACCCCUAACAGCCAGCCCCUCCCCUCUUUCUUUUAUACGCGCCAGAUUCGGUGAAUUAGGUAUGUAGCAGUGAUAAAAAGCAGAAACUGUGUUGAUGGCGACUUUUACGUCAUAUCGUAAGCCUAGAAUGAAUAAAAAAAAAUGAAUUGAGUUUAGUUAACUGGAUAUUUAAAGUAACAACAGUAGCUUACUACGCUCGUUAUUGUAUCAUGACAAAUAACUUGUCCCAUUCGCUUCAAGUUUGCCAAAAAAUCCAUUGGCAAGUAUAUUUUACUCCUCUCUGUAGUCAACAGAAUAGGGAAACGAAAAUGAAAUCACUAUUUGCGUUUACAUUCAUACAUGGAGUCUUGAUUUUUUUUGUUGCGCCUGUUAGUGUGUUCCCAAACGAGGAAAAUUGCUAAUUCAAGUGAGCGUUUCUGCUUCACGAAGUACGUUGAUAGUAAGCCAACAGUGCUUCACGUUUUUUUUCGCAAUGGAUUCCGACUGACCGUGUAGGAUGAUUACAAUAAACCGAUUACGAAUAUAGUAAAAAUGUCUCACCCGAUGAUUGGAUCGCUCAACACCUGAUUCCAGGUAGAGACUAUCGGUAAUCUAAUAAUAAUAGCAGGAAAAGUGCAGCGACGGGUGGAUUGAAAAUGUAAAUCCAGAAUUUGAAUUAAGUAAUCGCGCCAGCAACAAGUGAAACUCAAAAAAAACAGCUCAUUCGACGUCGACGUCGCCAAUCUUUUUUCGAUUUCACACGUGGCGUAGCCUGCACUUGAAUAAGCAUUCGCUUUCAGGCUUCAGGCCUGCACUUAUCCGACCGUACAAUGACGUCGUCUGGUUACGUAGCCAGCGUUAAUGCGUUGAAUAUGUUCGACAAACUUCACACUUCCUCUUUGAGUCCCUUUGUACCGGUGGCGCCGGUGCCGGCAUCUUUGUCGCCUACGGAAGUGCUGUUAGACGCCUUCAAUGUCACCUCCUCGACGGUAGCCAUCGUCUCCCCCAGCCCAAUACCAACACUCAUAACAUCGCCCGUGGAUGAAUUUGUGGUGCUGCCAGGGCCAGAGGACGUUCAACUGUUCAACAGUUCCAAUGGUCUUUACCAGCAGUCGGUGACGCUAACCGCCCGGAUGUAUCCGAUUGAGGCCACCGCGGCGAAGUCAAUCUGGGGCUUACCGACGCUGAUUUGGGCGAUUCUGAUCGGGACCAUAGUUAUACUGCUCGUGAUUUUAGCGACUUUAUUUUUCUGCUGUUGGCUACAACCGAGGACACGAAAACUACUUGCCUCCAGUUACUACACCGGAAGCACUGUAUCUCACAAUACAAUCGUGCCGAAAUCUCGAACCAGUGAUUCUAACCAGCUAGUGAUGCCCUUGUCGAUCGGUAUAUGUCCACCACAGUACAGUGCACCUCCUCCCCCUACAAGCAGUAGCAGUGGAACCAGUAGUGGCAGCAAUCAUCACUCCAAUCAGCAGAAUUGUCCGGGCUCAUCGAACGCAAUCUCGUGUCAUCCAGGCAGCAGUGGCAGUAACAGCACCAAUCAACUUGCUGGGCAUCACGGUAAAUACGGGAAUUCACCGCAGUACGCUCAUCAAUAUCAUCAACAGCAGCAACAGUACCAGCAUCACCAUCAAUGCAUUCACCAUCAGCAACAACAGCAGCAACAGCAUCAACAACAACAACAACAACAAUAUCAUGCUCAUUACGCUCACAUACAGCAGCAACAACAACAGAGUAAUCAAUAUGCACAGAAUCAUCAGCAAACGCUACAACAGUAUUACAAUCAGCAGCAGCAACAACAGCAACAGCAUCAACAAUUGACACAAUACAUGCAUCCGGCUCAGCAACAGGCACUACAACAACAGCAGCAUCAACAGAGAGAGAUGCAGCAGCAGCAGCAUCACUACCACCAACAGCAUCACCAUCAAACGCAACAGCAACAGCAGCAGCAGCAACACCACCGCCACCAGCAGCAAAGCCAAUUGGUGCACCACAAAUCCAUGUGGGCCAUUAAUCCACUGUAUGCUUCCAGCGGGGUUAUCAGCGAAUCGUCUUCCGCGGGCGGACGAGUAGGCGGUGAUGGUCGACAUGACAACGAUGACGAUGGGGUUGGUAGCACUUCCUACCGGACGCGAUCGCUGCCGUCGUGGGGUAAAAAUAAACAGCGGCCACUGUCAAAUGCCGAUGACCUCGAGGAACUGUAUACGAAGGUGAAUUUUAGCAAAAAACGUCGCAAUCGGAUGCGUAACGACGAGGCGGCCAUUAUAGCGCUGUCGCGAUCUCGAUCUCAGAAUUUAUCAUCCCUGCCGCUGGCCGAUCAGGAUGCAGUCGUAGUGUACGACGAACGGACUGCACUGUGAAUCCUCUUCGUUGCGGAGGACGUCUGGACCGGUGCAAACCAACAAGUUUAUUAUAUCCUUACGCAUUGGAUGUGUUUUUUUUAUUGGUAGAGAAAUGUUGAGACUAUGCUACCCGAAGUAGAAGAAGCUAGACAUAAAUUUGGGAUCCUUCUUCCACAAGCUCUAUUUAGUCCGAGGGGUACUGAACUUUUUACUAGUUAUUUACACAGUUCGAUGCAUGUGGAAGGACAAAUGUGCAUUUUGCAUUUACUAUCGUAUCUAACAAUAAUCACGCUAGCAGACUAAUCGUUCGUAAAUGUUGAAACAAAGUUCGAGUAACGCGAAGAAUCGCCACUUCUUUCGAACGGACAACAGUGGUGAUCCUCAUCUCAAAACAAAAAAAAAAAAAUAGAAGCAGUCUUCUCCACAAACAAUAUCAAGCUUAAUCGUUAGUCGUUGAAAGCCCCGAUGGUGUAAAGCCAACCCGAAAGUAUCGUAAAAUCGAGAGAAAGUAAAUGUUAUUUAUAACGGCAAAUCACAUAUUUCGACAACGGAAGAUAAAAGAAAACACAUUUACAAAGACUGAUAGAUUUCCUCUGUGAAGAACCAUAAAUCAUACUAUCAUUACGAAACGGAGAAACUAACUUUUCACAUUUGAACUAAACAGAACACAAGCGCUAACCGUAGAGGCGAUAAACAUUUUUAUUACAAUCUCAAGAAAAAAAAACUUUUUAAACCCAUAGGCUUAAUCUCCCGUCAAAACUACCGAUACAGCAGCGAUAGAGAAUAUCAUAUAUAUCAUUUCCUACCGGAACCGUUCAAUGUUGAAGCUACAUAAAUUUCGUGCUAGAAUUGUAAAUCUAGGAAGCGUAAAACGUUUUUAGUGAAAUUCGAAUCAUUAAACUAUUUAGACCAUUUCCUUUAGUGAGAAUUAGCGAGUCAGAUAGACAUGUAUACCGUUAUCAUUUCGUUUUGCCAUACGCGUUGAGUUGUAAAAUUUUAGAGUGAAAUGAUCAUUUUUUAAACGAACGCGAAAAAUUUACACAUUGUGUGGAUUGGCUAAGGCAGGAACUAGAAUGCUGUUCACGUUUGUUCAUGACGCAUGAACACAAAAAAGCAGAGAAUUAUUUUGCCAAGCAAACGAGGAACGGAAAGUUUUAUUUGUUGAAAUAGAAAUGUUGAAGUAUUGUAAAAGUAUUGACCCCUAGCCAUCAUUACUGCAAGAUUUGGGCUAAACUCGAAGAAGGGUAGUGUUAUUUGUGAAUGAACUUGGAAAAGAGGAUAAGAAAAUAAAAUCCGAAGUGAAUUGAGA